ACUCGAGACGGUCACAGGGAAGCGCGAAGCAGCAGUAGGGAGGGAACAAUGGAUGGCAGACAGUUGACGGCAGAAUCGGUGCCGGUUUUCCAGGAAGGGAUAGGUUUACUCCUGUCUCGGUGGUCGGCUCUGCAAAUGGCCGUCGAAAACGAGUGGGGCGGCCGCGACUCUCGCCGCAAAGCCGACCUCCUCGUCUCUGAUAUCUCCUCAUUCUUCGCCAACUCCAAAGAGCCGCUUUACAUUGAUGAUCUAGAAAACAUCCUGGAGGAAUCUCUGCUCUCUCUCAAUACCAUGGCUGAGGAUGGCAGCAUCGAGGAGGUGGCAGAAAAGUUAAUGGUUAUGCAUGAAGAAUGUUUGGAAGGUAACUAUCAGUCUAUUGAAAAAAUGAGGGCAACCAAUCCUCCCCCAGUUACUCAUGUCAGACAGGUUAAUGAUGACUAUGAUGACAACGACGACGAUGAUGAUGGCAUGGGUGAUGACAACACAACAAACAUGAUGUUGGAUGUCCCAAAUUCUGGGCCAAUUUUGAAUCCCGUUGAUAAGCCAACUGAUGAACCAAAAUCCAAGCAGAGGGCUGAAGCCGCAGAUGAUGGUUGGACUGUAGUUUCUUCCAGGCGAAAUAAGGGUAGAAAAAAUUAGCUUAAUUCUUAAUUACUAUACUUUUUCCUUUUGUUUUUCUUAAGCGGCAUCUGUAUCUCUUUCAACAUCUUUUGAGUGCUAAAUUGCUAAUUACUAAUAUUCGUACCUCUGGUUUAGUAACUUAAAGAAAAUUGCCAGUUUCCU
Messenger RNA from Rubroshorea leprosula, 783 nucleotides. NCBI's taxonomy places the organism in Eukaryota, Viridiplantae, Streptophyta, Magnoliopsida, Malvales, Dipterocarpaceae. The record is from the annotation of a GenBank genome assembly.